Hypoxylon fragiforme is the source of this 2260-nucleotide messenger RNA. Its product is annotated as amino acid transporter. Gene Ontology annotation, cellular component: membrane. The coding region runs from base 444 to 2159 and encodes 571 amino acids. Gene Ontology annotation, molecular function: transmembrane transporter activity. Gene Ontology annotation, biological process: transmembrane transport. The record is from RefSeq and is a predicted model, not a curated record. NCBI's taxonomy places the organism in Eukaryota, Fungi, Ascomycota, Sordariomycetes, Xylariales, Hypoxylaceae. The transcript is spliced from 7 exons.
AACCGGUGCCGUGUUUACCAGACGGGAUAGACCUACUGGAUAGGGUUGGUCAAGUUUUCAAGGUUGAAACGUUAUCUAUCAGAGCUUAUCGUACAUAUCCCAAGAGGUAUCAUUGAUCAUGGAUGUAAUGGAUAUUGGUAUAAGUAUAUGAUAUGAUAUAGGUAUGAUGGCUUACACCAACGUUACGCAACAUCUGUGCAGCACGCAUUUCCUUCAGUUUUUAACAAUAAAUACACAAUAUCAUAAGUGAUCAUGAGUUUCUGCGCGAAUAUUCAACUUUCCAUCUAGGCCAGAUGAGCGACGAUACAAGAUACCGAUACCCUAAUCAUUAUACCUAGCAUCUGAUUUACCACGAUAAACCGAGGAUCGGUACAAGAUUGUCGCAUAACGAACAUUCAGUAUUUAAGUUGCAUAAAUUAAGUACCUAGACAGAUACGAAAAAGAUGACAUCGUUCGAGGGUCAGCGUCGCGAGUCACACGCUCCGCCCGUAACGACCGUGUUCGCCGACGGAGAUGUACCGGAUCACCUUGCAGAGAUGACCGACGACGAGGCGGCGCUCGCAGCGCUCGGCUACAAGCAGGAGUUCAAGCGCGAAUUCUCGGCCUGGACGACUUUCGCUGUCAGUUUUGCCGUGAUGGGGUUGCUACCAAGUAUCGCUACUACUAUGUGGUAUGGUCUUGGUUACGCUGGACCUGCGGCGAAUACAUGGGGUUGGCUGUUGUCCGUCUUUUUUAUUUUGUGUGUCGCUGCUUCAAUGGCCGAAUUGGCCAGUAGUAUGCCAACAUCCGGCGGACUUUACUAUGCGUCGGCAGUUCUUGCUGGGCCUAAGUACGGGCCAUUCGCGGCCUGGGUUACAGGAUGGAGCAAUUGGUUCGUGCAAGUUACGGGAGCUCCAAGUGUCGACUAUGGUUGUGCUGCCAUGAUUCUAGCUGCGGCAUCUAUCACGAAUCCGGGCUACAUACCCACAAGCUACCAGACAUUUUUGCUCACGGUAUUGAUCAUGAUCACCCAUGCUUGCCUUAGCAGUAUGCCGACUCUGUGGAUCGCAAAUUUCAACUCUGUCGGGACUACUGUUAACAUCCUCUGCCUACUGAUCACCAUUAUCAUUAUACCCACCGCGACAAUGAGUAAUCCCAAGUUUCAGCCGAAUGAGUUCGCCUGGGGUAUCCAGAAUGGCACAGACUGGCCCGACAGUGUCGCAGUGUUGAUGUCCUUCCUAUCCAUCAUCUGGACCAUGUCCGGGUACGACGCCAGUUUCCAUCUUUCUGAAGAGUGCACCAACGCAGCUGUCGCCACACCAAGGUCUAUCGUGAUGACUGCAGGCUCGGGAUCUGUGUUCGGUUUCAUAUUGAACACUCUCAUCGCGUACACGAUCCAAGAUGUGCCAGAAGUCAUAAACAGUGAUCUGGGUCAGCCAUUCGCUGCAUAUCUAAUCCAAAUCCUUCCGCAAAACGUGGCUUUGGCUGUCCUCUCCAUGACGAUCGUGUGUGCGUACUCCAUGGGCCAGGGCUGCAUGAUAGCCGCGUCACGAGUGUGCUUCGCAUACGCGCGAGAUGACUGCUUCGGCAUCGUCAGCCGGCCCCUGAAGAAGAUCAACCGACACACUCUCACGCCCGUCAACGCAGUGUGGUUUAACACCAUGAUCGGAAUCCUCCUUCUGCUCCUGAUCUUCGGCGGCGCGGCCAUUGAUGCCAUCUUCAGCAUCGGCGCCAUCGCAGCCUACGUCGCCUUCACGACGCCCAUCUUCCUCAAGAUCGUGGUCGUGGGUAACCGCUUUCGCCGCGGGCCCUGGCACCUCGGCGCUUUCAGCUUGCCCUCGGGCAUCGCGGCAUGCAGCUUCGUCAUUGUCAUGCUACCCAUUCUGUGCUUUCCGAGCGUCAGGGGCGAGAACAUGACGCUUGAGGAUAUGAAUUGGACUGUGCUUGUCUAUGGCGCUCCUAUGGUUAUUGUUGUGGUGUGGUUUUUCGUUGACGCUCAUAAGUGGUUCAAAGGACCCAAGAUCAACAUUGAGCACCAUAUGCUUCAUCAAGAUCUACCUAGCGUGGAAGGCGUCGAGCAGCAUAUCGAGGCGUCCAAGGGGGACCGUAAAAUCUCCGAUCCGGAACGGGGAUCGAUUGGUAAAGCAUCGUCAGUCGACCUGAGUAGUAGCGUGGAGUAGUCCUGGUAUAUCGCCUUGGAGUGUAGGUGCCUAAUGCAUAGGUAUAUGCUUAUGUAUGGUUGUGUUUUAAGCGAGGCGUACACCGCAAUACGCGAUUUAAA